Messenger RNA from Xyrauchen texanus (razorback sucker), 2419 nucleotides. RefSeq names its product antizyme inhibitor 1a (gene azin1a). NCBI's taxonomy places the organism in Eukaryota, Metazoa, Chordata, Actinopteri, Cypriniformes, Catostomidae. The transcript is spliced from 13 exons. The record is from RefSeq and is a predicted model, not a curated record. Gene Ontology annotation, molecular function: ornithine decarboxylase activity; ornithine decarboxylase activator activity. Gene Ontology annotation, cellular component: cytoplasm. The coding region runs from base 534 to 1880 and encodes 448 amino acids. Gene Ontology annotation, biological process: negative regulation of protein catabolic process; positive regulation of polyamine transmembrane transport.
ACAUCAUUCUUCACACUCACAGCUUCAGCUAGCGAAACGCCCUCAACCGUCUCCACAGUCCGCAGCUCCGUGUAUGGAUCACAACAUUACAGUUAUCUCUCAUAUCGGUGUUUUUAUUACUUUGUAAAAAUUCCGCCGAAAAAGAGAAGACGGUUUAUCUCAAAUGUCCGCAAUUUCUCUCGUGGACAAUCCCCCCGGAGCAACCUGGAGUUAAGUGCCUUACUCAAGGACACAAUGGUGGUGACUGUGGGGAUCGAACCAGCAACCUUCUGAUUAAAAGCCCUGUGGAUUUUUAUGUUUAUUUAAAUCUUCGAGCAUUUUCCCAAACAGUUUGCGUGAACUACGAAAACAACGUAGGGGCUUCUAGCUACCGUGAGCAGUUUAAUUUCAACGCUGAGCCCCCUUGGGAUCCUAGCUGAUAGCAGGAGAGGUCAGCGGCUGACCUGUCCCUUGGAUAUCACUAGGACUCAAGAGCUCUGAGGGUUCUUCUAAAUAGGUGACCUGCUUUAUGUCGUCAGAACAUCGGAUUACUGAUGAGUAUGAAGGAAUCUCUGGAUGAACUGCACUGUUCGGUUGAGCUGCUAGAAGGAAGCACAGCUCUCUGUGAUGUCAUUGAUAAACACAUCCAAGAACAAACUCUUGCACAGAAAAGUGCGUUUUUUGUAGCUGAUCUUGGUGUGAUUGUGUGGCAACAAGUUCGCUGGAAGACUCAAAUGGAGCAGUUUCGGCCUUUCUACACAGUCAAGUGCAACAGCAGCCCAGUGGUUGUUGAAAUCCUGGCUGCUCUUGGAACUGGAUUUGUUUGCUCAAACAAGCACGACCUGGAUUUAGUGAAGGGUUUUGGCGUCCCAUCUCAGGACAUCAUUCUUGGUGGCAUGUGUAAGCAGCUCUCCCAUAUCAAACACGCUGCCAAACACAACAUCCCCCUGAUGCUGUGUGACAAUGAGGCAGAGCUGAGAAAGAUCGCACGCUGCCAUCCUAAAGCAAAAGUGUUACUGUUGUUGACAUCAGAGAUCUGUUGUGAAAGAGAGGAGACGGUCAUACCCUUCGGCUCCACACUAAAGGACUGCAGACAUCUGCUCAAGUGUGCCAACGAGCUCAAUAUGCACGUUACAGGAGUCAAAUUCAACAUUCCCAGCUGUUGUCAGGACACUCAAUCGUUCUCUCGUGCUGUAUCUGAUGCUCGCUGUGUCUUUGAUAUGGGGGAGGAACUCGGGUUUGAAAUGAAUAUUCUGGACAUCGGAGGAGGAUUUGAUGGAAGUGAAGCACAGUUAAAAAAGGUUAACAGAACUCUGAAGCCUAUGCUGGACAUGUAUUUCCCUCUCUCGACUGGUGUGUCAAUCAUCGCUGAACCUGGAGCUUAUUAUGUGUCUGCGGCUUUCACGCUGGCCGUGAAUAUAAUCGCAAAGAAAGCAAUGAGGCGGGAUUUCAUUAGCCAACCACACAAUGCACUGUCAGCAAACGAUGAGCCAGAGUUUCUCUACUACGUGAAUGAGGGUGUUUAUGGGUCUUUUGCCAAAAAGUUGUUGUAUGAAGAUUCUAUACCGGUGCCGUCACCGCACAAGGAGGUGGCAGCAGAAGAGCCGCUGUUCUCCAGCAGUCUGUGGGGGCCGUUGGAUGAUGAUCUGGAUCAGGUGCUGGAGAGAUGUUUGCUUCCAGAACUCACUGUGGGAGACUGGCUCCUGUUCAGCGAUGCAGGGGCCACAUUCACUAAUACAGAUGAACACAAACCGCCCGUCUUCUACACCAUCACUGAAUGCGACUGGAAUGAGAUUCAUAAUUGUGGUGUCACUUUGGACACAAGGAUGAAAAACUUCUCUUUGGUACCAUGUUGUCUGCAAUCAAGCAUGUCCAAGACAUCUAUAUCUACGCCAGCUUAAAAUAAAUCAACUUGGGUUUUAUUACCGUUAUUAAUAUUAUUUUGUAACGGGUGAUUUUUAAGUAGAGGUCGAACAAUAGUUGAUUUUGCCGAUACUGAUAACUAAGGUGGUGGAAAAGUAGGAUAACUGUUUUAUCGGCCGAUAGUUUUUAAAAUUGAUUCAGAAAAAAAGAAGAUUGGGUUCAUAACAUGGAACUUUUAACACAAGGACUCCUAUUUUGAAAUGACGUAGACAGAUUUACUAAAUUGAUGAUGUAUGUGGUGAUGAGGGAUGUCACAGGGGAUGCUUCCCUCGUCAAAUGGGACGCUUCCUCUCGUCAAAGGGGACGCUUCCUCUCGUCAAAUGGGACGCUUCCUCUCGUCAAAGGGGACGCUUCCUCUCGUCAAAGGGGACGCUUCCUCUCGUCAAAGGGGACGCUACCCCUCAAGUCAAAGGGGACAUUUCCUCUAGUCAAAGGGGACGCUACCCCUCGUCAAAGGGGACGCUUCAUCUAGUCAAAGGGGACGCUUCCUCUAGUCAAAGGGGACGCUUCCUUUAGU